Zootoca vivipara (common lizard) is the source of this 859-nucleotide messenger RNA. It is a transcript of the gene RBP4, whose product is annotated as retinol binding protein 4. Gene Ontology annotation, molecular function: retinol transmembrane transporter activity; retinol binding. The record is from RefSeq and is a predicted model, not a curated record. Lineage: Eukaryota; Metazoa; Chordata; Lepidosauria; Squamata; Lacertidae. Gene Ontology annotation, biological process: retinol transport.
AAAACAUGCACCCAACCUUGCCUCUCAUACAUUGUAGGGUCGCCUCUUUGGAUCUGCGCUGCUCCUUGACAGGCGGACAUAUCCUCUUCAGUGGCUUUUCAACCCCACUGUCUGGAGCAAGAUGGUUCACCCGAGAGGAGUCCUUGCCUGGUUGGUGCUUUUGGCCCUGGCGCUGUUGGACGCCAGAUGCCAAGCACAGCGCGACUGUCGAGUGAGCAACUUCAAAGUCCAGGAAAACUUCGACAAGUACCGAUAUGCUGGUUUCUGGUAUGCGAUGGCCAAGAAAGACCCCGAGGGACUGUUCCUUCAGGACAAUAUUGUAGCCCAGUUUUUUGUCGAUGAGGCUGGGCAUAUGACUGCUAAAGCCCAGGGCAGAGUGGUGCUCUUCAAUCAGUUGGAGAUAUGCCCUGUCAUGACGGGUAUCUUCACAGAGACUGAGGAUCCUGCCAAGUUCAGGAUGAAAUAUUUUGGGAUGGCAAGCUAUCUCCAGAAGGGAAAUGACGAUCACUGGGUAGUGGCCACAGAUUAUGACACCUAUGCUCUACACUACUCUUGCCGCCGGCUGAAUGAGGAUGGCACUUGUGCCGACAGCUACUCCUUUGUGUUUUCCCGCGACGCCAAUGGUCUACGUCCAGAAACACAAAGAAUCGUCAGGCAAAAGCAGACAGAGCUCUGCUUAGACAGACAAUACAGGGUCAUUGCUCAUAAUGGAUACUGCUCUGAAGAAAACACAGUUUGAAAAACUAAUUGCUUUGUGGGAAAGUCCUUCAAGCAGAUUCUUUUCCCUUUUGAGUAUAUUUAUCUGAACUGUACCAUUUAUCCUGCCAGUGUGAAAUUUAAUAAACCUGAGAUUAGUGAA